Molecule: messenger RNA, 1073 nt
Organism: Exophiala xenobiotica
Lineage: Eukaryota; Fungi; Ascomycota; Eurotiomycetes; Chaetothyriales; Herpotrichiellaceae
Exons: 1
Coding region: 111-830 (239 amino acids)
Source: RefSeq, a predicted model, not a curated record
ACUAGAUAAGUACCUACCUUGGGAAAUCAACGCAUUAAUGCCCUCGGACGACUGACUAAGCCAAUAAACUGUCCACCCAGCUGUCAAAUAACAUUAUCGAGACCAUCAAGAUGAACCACCCUGCUCACAUCCUCGUCACAAACUCCCAGUCCAGUGGUGCACAGGCACUGUACAACCAUAACAACAAACAAACCUCCAGCAAUGGCACCGGCACCGGCAAUCAGAACCAGAACCACACAAACACUUUCCAGACACCAUGUUUCGACAUCCAAGAAUCCGAACUCGCCUACUUCCUCGAAGGCGAGUUCCCAGGCCUGGCCGACAAGCAAGCCAUCAGCCUCAAACAAGUCGGCCCGCAGACACUCAUGAUCGAAGCGCGGAUCGACAGGUUCGACCCGGACGCAUACUGGGCUCUUUGCGGUCCUCCCGUGCCUUCUUUGCCAGGAGCGGAAGCAGUCAAACGAGGAUCCGAGUACGAGAAGUCGGACACGGACCUGACACAUUGGAUCUUGGCCGAUGACAAUGUCCAGGCCGAGCCGGGUUGCUAUCCGAUAAUCUACAGAAAUAGAAACAGUAACAAGACGUUCUUCAAGGCUCGCGUGGACGAGAUCAUCUCGGAGCGACGGUUAGGUCGACUACAGCGGUCAUUCACCUUCACAGACCCCGUAGACUUUGACCAAAUGAAGGCGAACUUUGCCCACGGCCUGCUCAGGAUCAUGUUGAAGAAAAGCCAGAAGACUCUUGAGGAGGACCGACAGUUUGUGAUAGGGGACAACGUGUUGAAGCCCCUGGAGGCUCAGUCAUGCUUCGAAGGAUGCGAGGAGUGGUGACGAGCUAGAGGCAGUGGAGCGGGACGUGAAAAGCCGAAAGGCUCGUGGUCGACAGAAUGUUACUGUUUAUUUGUGCAAUUCAGGGUUUCCGGGCGACGACGACACGGCGAGGUGUUCAUGUAAGUGGUAUCGUAACCAGCGUUCGUUCAUCUGAGGAGGCCGUGUUUGGUGCCCCCGGUCAUUUGCUUCUUCACCGGUUUUAUAGCCGAAAACCAUCGAAGCACCUUGUCUGUACUCUUCAGC